AUGUGGGUCUGUGCGCUGCUGUGUGCCGCUCUGGCAGCCGUGGCUGGGGGCCGCUGGUCGCAGCCCGAUCCGCUGACGGCUAUGAAAGAGGCACACCUCCGCUCGGCGAGGCUCAAGGUGGAGCUCGAGGGAGACCUGAUGAUCGGCGGACUGAUGAUGGUGCACGAGCGGGAGGACCCCUGCGGACCCAUCAUGCCUCAGGGCGGAAUCCAGGCGCUGGAAGCGAUGUUGUACACGCUGGACUACAUCAACAACCACGAGGACGACAUGAUUCCGGGCAUCCAGCUGGGCGCCCUGAUCCUGGACGACUGCGACAAGGACUCCUACGGACUCACUCAGGCCGUUGAGUUCAUCAAAGUGAAGGACGCGAUUCAUCUGUCCUUGCAAUGAAGGACGACGAGGCUUCUGAAGUCAGUGCUGCACUAGCGCUGCACAAAAACUUGAAACUAUGUUGUCAGCAAGUAGCGUGAUUCGGUCGUAUUGUAACCAUUCACUGUCAAAAGGAAACGUUGGUUAUUCGUUGUUUUUAAAUGCUCUUAUAUUCUACAAAGAUCUAUUUUUAAGAGCACAUUUCCAAUUAAAAGCGAAAGUACUCUUA
Messenger RNA from Amphibalanus amphitrite, 598 nucleotides. RefSeq names its product metabotropic glutamate receptor 2-like. Gene Ontology annotation, molecular function: adenylate cyclase inhibiting G protein-coupled glutamate receptor activity. The transcript is spliced from 3 exons. Lineage: Eukaryota; Metazoa; Arthropoda; Thecostraca; Balanomorpha; Balanidae. The record is from RefSeq and is a predicted model, not a curated record. Gene Ontology annotation, biological process: G protein-coupled receptor signaling pathway. Gene Ontology annotation, cellular component: membrane. Bases 1 to 390 code for a protein of 129 amino acids.